AUGGAUGUCAUGUGUGGAAUGCCUGAUCAAAUCGCAAUAUUUGACAUCUCAGAGAUUUUUGACGUAUAUGCCUCGGUGGAGAACACAGUGGCUGCGAUGAUUGUAUUAUCUGCGGUUAAGGAUCGAGAUUUCUAUAGCAAAAGCAAGCAGGCAAAACAAGCGGAAGCCGCGCGAAAGAUCGAAGAUGCUGGCAGUCUGAAGGAAGCUCUUGAAGUUUUGGGAAUUGGAUGGAAAUUUCACGUUGAAAAGCCUCUCAGUCAGACUUUAUCUACUAUCCUGUUGAGUCCCGAGUUUAAGGCGGUUUCUGAGCUCGCAGAAAAACUUUACAACGAUAAGCCACACGACUACUUGACUCAAGCUCUACGUGAAGCGUACAGUCCACAUUUCGAUCUCAUGAUCAGACAUGUUGUACACACAGGGAGCGAGGACGCCAAGGCAGCUUUAAGAAAAUAUUCUCUAAUACCAAAUUAA
This is a messenger RNA of Plasmopara halstedii, 471 nucleotides long. RefSeq lists its product as uncharacterized. The transcript is spliced from 2 exons. Lineage: Eukaryota; Oomycota; Peronosporomycetes; Peronosporales; Peronosporaceae. The record is from RefSeq and is a predicted model, not a curated record. Bases 1 to 471 code for a protein of 156 amino acids.